AUGGAGAGAACUUGCUUUGCUCUUUUGCAUGUAGUGUUGUUAGUGCAUUGUCUUUUGGCUUGUUUAGCUGGGAGUGUUACCAACAUUACUAGUGACCAAUCUUCUCUUCUUGCCUUGAAAGCCCACAUAACUCUCAACUCUCGUGGUGUCUUGGCUAAAAAUUGGUCCACAGCUACCUCUAUUUGUAACUGGAUUGGGGUCACUUGCGGCACUCGCCACCUACGAGUGACAUCCUUGAAUAUUUCUGACAUGGCUCUUGAAGGUACAAUUCCACCACACCUAGGUAACCUCUCGUUUCUCGUUUCCCUCGACCUUAGUACCAACAAUUUCAGUGGUCAUCUGCCCUACGAAUUAUCUCAUCUGCGUCGAUUGAAAUUCAUGAAUUUGGAAAUUAACAAAUUUAGUGGGCAGCUUUCAUCAUGGUUGGGUGUCUUUGCUGAACUGCAAGAGUUAAGGCUUGCUAACAAUAGUUUUACAGGUACUAUCCCACCUUCCCUCUCCAACAUAUCGAUGUUAGAACACUUGGAUUUAUCUUCUAAUUUUCUACAUGGAAUGAUUCCACAAGAGGUUGGUAAUCUUCAUCACCUGAAGAAUCUAAUCAUGGAAGAUAACCAAUUUGUAGGCUCUUUGCCACUAACCAUCUUCAAUAUCUCGUCACUGCAAGUGAUUGGUUUUUCGAAAAAUAGCUUAUCUGGUAAUCUUCCAAUGCAUAUGUGCCUUCGUCUUCCAAACCUCCAAUGGCUUACUCUAUCUUACAAUGAGUUGCAUGGCGAAAUUCCAUCAAGUUUAUAUGAGUGCUCAGAACUUCAAAUUUUGUCACUAUCAUUUAACAAAUUCAAUGGACCCAUUCGUAGAGGGAUUUGGAAUUCAACUGUGCUCAGGGAGUUAUAUCUUAGCAAUAACAACUUGGAAGGUGAAAUUCCGGAAGACAUGGGUAACCUUCGUAAUUUGGAGUUAUUAUCGAUACAGUACGCCCACCUCAUUGGUCGCAUUCCAUCAUCCAUAUUUAACAUUACUUCUUUGAAAUGGAUUUCAUUUUUUGUGAACAACUUGACUGCCCUGGACCACCAGGUGUCCAAUGCCCUGGGAAGGGGGCUGAAAGGGCAAAUAUGUCCACAGUUAUGGGCAUUGAAAGAUGCCCAAGAGAUGGGUCAAGCCACUAACAAUAGGCCCAAGAAAUGUAAACCUAGCCCAGGCGAACUUACCUCUCGACGUAGGUCAAGCCAACCCACCAAGUAG
Messenger RNA from Cornus florida, 1239 nucleotides. RefSeq names its product LRR receptor-like serine/threonine-protein kinase GSO1. Gene Ontology annotation, molecular function: protein binding. The record is from RefSeq and is a predicted model, not a curated record. The transcript is spliced from 3 exons. NCBI's taxonomy places the organism in Eukaryota, Viridiplantae, Streptophyta, Magnoliopsida, Cornales, Cornaceae. The coding region runs from base 1 to 1239 and encodes 412 amino acids.